GCAUUGAUGUUUUUACGUUUCUCUAAUUAUUUUCUAAUCUAUGACGCGCAAGCCUGAUUGAGCGAGAUUUUUGCAGUCGGUACUGCAGCGCUCCUUCUUCGGUUGUUUGUUUAUUUUCUAUCAUAUAUAUAUAUUAUUAUUGUCUCGGAGAGACGAAUAAAAAUUAGAAAUACAUCCUGAUUGAAUCUGCGGGGUUGGAUGAAAAAAAAGAACUGACAGGAAGAAUUAGUUUAUAUAGUCGAAAGAAAGAAAAAAAUGUAGAUUAUGAAUUAUUAAGUAUGGCCCAUAUUAAUCACGAUCAAGGAAUGGAGCAUGUGGACUUUUUAACAAAAUUUCACAAUAUUUCGAAUAAAUUGAAGAAACGUUUCCUGAGGAAGCCAAACGUCUCGGAGGCAUGCGAUCAAUUUAGUGCUUUAGCCACUGAAUGCGAACAGAAAGAAUUGUGGCAAUAUGCAGGUUUGUGUUGGUUGGCGGCUGCCAGAUGUCAAGGUACAUUAGAAAAUGCCUCUUCUGAAAUAAAUCUUCUGAUAAAAGCGGGACGGCAAUUCCUUGUAGCUGAGAAAAAAGACAACGAUAUAGGGUGUCCCUCUAUAGGACAAGAAAAUAUACAGGCAGCUGUGAGUUGUUUCGGUCACUCUAUGGCAAGAUGCAGCAACCAACCAGGAUUCAAUACAAUUUCUGCAGGUCUAUCAGUGGAACUAGCAUUAGCAUUGGGCCCAGGUCCUGCUGGUAUUCAACAGUUGCGGAAAGCAAUUGAUAUAUUUCCCACAUCAAAAGCUAUCAAUACUUUAGUGUCUUUUCAUAUAAACCAAGGAGAUUAUGUAGCUGCACUACAGAUUCUUAACGAAUAUGUAGAAUUUGCGGAAGCUUGCGUUGUGGCAGGUGCCAGAGGAAAUUACAAUGCUAUUUUACAUAGGUGCGAGGUGACGCGAGUACUUUUACUACUCAUUCUUCAGCCAUCGCCGCAAAGACUAACACCCUCCCUCGCCCAAGUUCUCGAAAAAUAUGCAUGGGCCGAAGAGAAUGUAAAUAAUAAUCUCAAUAUGAGCGAGGAUGAACUAUUGUUGCUGCAAUCCCUGGUAUUAGCCUGCCAGUCUCACGAUCAUCAAGCAGUAUUGGAACUCGAGAGCGAAUUGUAUCCUUACUUUGACACGGAGCAAAAGGAAUUGUUACAUAAAUUGAUCCAAGUACUAUCGACGCAGUAAAUAUAUACUAAAAAAUGAAACGA
Messenger RNA from Nylanderia fulva, 1228 nucleotides. RefSeq names its product 40-kDa huntingtin-associated protein. The record is from RefSeq and is a predicted model, not a curated record. Gene Ontology annotation, molecular function: protein binding. Gene Ontology annotation, biological process: vesicle cytoskeletal trafficking. NCBI's taxonomy places the organism in Eukaryota, Metazoa, Arthropoda, Insecta, Hymenoptera, Formicidae. Gene Ontology annotation, cellular component: early endosome.